AUGAGCUCAUCUUCAGGGUUGAAGCUCCCUGCACGGAGUUUGGAGGUGGCGAAGCAGAGUUCACUCACUGCCAGUUCGGCCCCUGCAGCAUCCUCAGGGACGCCAGUGGAGUCAGCAGAGGUCUAUGAGAACAUCUGCGGGAUUUGCUUCACCGACAUCCACCCCGUCGACAAUCCGCGUGGCCGUCUCAACUCGUGUGGACAUCUGUUCUGCUCCCAUUGCAUCAGGGAGUGGGCGAAGAACACAAAUGUGUGUCCAAACUGCAAGGCGCGGUUCACACGCAUCUACACAGCUCACGCCGACUCCGGAAAGGAGCAGGAGACUAAGGUGCGCAAGCGCAACUAUGUCGCGUGGGAGUCUUCCUAUUACGAUGAGGAGGACGACGACGUAGCUCACGAGGAGGCAUUGCUGGAUAGCGUACGGUGUGAUGUAUGCCAGCAGUCCCACAAUGCCGCGCGCAUGAUCUUCUGCGACCGUCGUCAAUGCGUCUAUGUUGCCCAUCUUGACUGCCUCAGCUUGGCGGAGCGCCCAGUAACAUUUCUAUGCGCCGCCUGUUCGAAACUGCGGGAGAAAGAUGAUCAUGUACCGUUGACAGAAAGCUUCAGUGGAACGUCGCUCCCUGAUGCUUCGUCGGAGCCACCAGUACCGCUGACGCCGGUAGCUGCAGGACCGGCACUGGCGCAAUGUACAGCGGUGGCAUGCGCAGCGGCUACAGCUGCUGUCGUUGCACAGAAGCAAACUACUGUCUCUCUGGUGGAUACUGGCGGUAGUAGCUGUAACGCGGAGCUUCCUACGAGAGCGUCGUUUAGUUCCGCACCGACCUUCACCAUGAUGGCUGCUCCUGUGCCUCGUGUGGUUCGACUGGCGGACAACCCCACCGCGGAACACCACGGCAACAGCCGAAGGUCCUUCUCUACGGCGUCGUCUAGGCGCACGGAGUCGUCGACGGUGCCCCGUGUCGCCGUCGACUUUUCAAAGCCGCAUUUGCAUCUCAUGUCGUCCGCCACAACGGCAUCACCGCGGAAUUCGAGACGCCCCUCUGCGCCUCCGCCCACGGGGAAUGCCACUGCGGCGGAUGACAACUACUACUUCCUAGCCCCUACUUCACAUGCCGUUGCAGCCAUGAUUGAGCUCAACAGGAUAAAGCAGGCGCGCGCUGCGGAGGCGCAGACCCGACACCAGCACGCGCGGUCGAGAGCAGAGCGCCUGCAAGCGGUGUACCGUGCCCCUCAGAGUGAUGUGCUUCCCAGUGGCGCCCGGAAGAGAACCCAUCGCACUGCGGCGGAUGAGAUAACAGCAGAGCUUGAGUCGGCAGAGAAGGAGUUCGGUGAUCCGCAGCAGAGACGCCUGAUGGAGGAGCGCAUGGUGCGUAAGUGGGCCACUGACAUACUCCCCGUGCUGCGACGCCGUCGCUACAUCGAGGGAGACACCACCACGUCGGAAAGCGACUUGUGGGCGCAGGCAGUCACGCAAGCUCGCUCAAUGGUGCGUGAGAAGCUGGUGGCGAGGGGUGAAUCACUGAGGCGCAGACGCGAGCAGCUGGUGCGUGCGGAGGCACAGCGAGAGGCGGCUGCGCUAGCAAAGCUCGCACGCAUCAUUGCGCAGCACCGCGAACACCCUCCGAGGCUGGUCUAG
Molecule: messenger RNA, 1635 nt
Organism: Leishmania braziliensis MHOM/BR/75/M2904
Lineage: Eukaryota; Euglenozoa; Kinetoplastea; Trypanosomatida; Trypanosomatidae
Exons: 1
Coding region: 1-1635 (544 amino acids)
Source: RefSeq, a predicted model, not a curated record